Molecule: messenger RNA, 315 nt
Organism: Aphanomyces astaci
Lineage: Eukaryota; Oomycota; Saprolegniomycetes; Saprolegniales; Verrucalvaceae
Exons: 1
Coding region: 1-315 (104 amino acids)
Source: RefSeq, a predicted model, not a curated record
AUGCUACAACUACUUGCCGUGGUGUGGUGGUGCGCCGUCGCCUCGUCUGUGGCCACCGACGACUUGUACGAAGUCGUGCCAGACUUCACCGGGGGCUUUGGCUGCGACGGACCGCUGCAGAACCUUGACUUUUUUGGCAACGAUCUGUUUCAGUUCAAAGGCGACGGUGACGCGUGCAAGAAAGCGUGUAACGACACCCCGGCCUGUGGCGCGUUCACGUUGGCGUACGGCCAGUGUUUUAUCAAGUCGGACGUCGGCUCCAAAGUUUCGUCGACUCGCGGAUGCAAGUCGUAUAUCUGCUACCGUCAACGUUAA